Messenger RNA from Exaiptasia diaphana, 2037 nucleotides. RefSeq names its product U11/U12 small nuclear ribonucleoprotein 25 kDa protein. Lineage: Eukaryota; Metazoa; Cnidaria; Anthozoa; Actiniaria; Aiptasiidae. Gene Ontology annotation, biological process: SMAD protein signal transduction; mRNA splicing, via spliceosome. Gene Ontology annotation, molecular function: cytokine activity; growth factor activity. Bases 200 to 1405 code for a protein of 401 amino acids. The transcript is spliced from 2 exons. Gene Ontology annotation, cellular component: extracellular region; U12-type spliceosomal complex. The record is from RefSeq and is a predicted model, not a curated record.
AAAUAUCGCGCUCCAUGAAUCAACACUGGUGUAUUACGAGUUGAAAACAAUGAUGGACACACUCGAUUGGUUAACUAUAGAGGUCAUAACCCUAGACCAAUGCCGAACGACGGUUGAUUGACGGCUGUAUUGUCCCGAUAAGUGUUCUUGCUACCCAAGGGGUCUACUUUGAACACAGCGAACAUUUGUGACGACCAGGAUGAGCUUAAAUGUCUUAUUUACGUUCUUCUGUAUUUUCGCAGCAGUUUCUGGUAGAAAUACCAAAACAAAAUGGUCAAAACCGAACCGCUACGACCCAACAGAAUCUCCUUUAUUCAAACAGGAGAUACUAAAGCUUAUGGGACUUCGCCAAAGGCCGAAACCAACUGGUAUCUCGUCGCACUUACGACGAUUAAUGUCUGCUCCAAGAUAUAUGAUUAAGCUGUAUAACAGUAUUUCACAAAACCAGUCAUUCCACGAUGGGUUUUGUUGUAAUAAUACCAUAGCUGAUUCGAGAGCUUUGGGAGCUGAUACAAUCAUGAGCUAUCUUCACCCAGUGUAUGGCAAAGGCCCUAAACUAUCUCAUAAUCAUGCAAAGUUCCACUUCAAAAUCGUUUCCCCAGUUGGCGAGAAGAUCACCGCCACGGAGUUUCGACUAUACAAAGCCAGAACCACUCCAAGCAAAUAUUGGCAAAAUAGUACAUUCGUACUACGUCUUUACCAAAUCAUUUACCCUGCUCAAGUGUUGGACCUGAUCGAAAGAAGAGUGUUACGAAGCUGGGACGUUGGUUGGCAAGCGUUUGACAUCAGUAAAGCUGGUAAAUCAUGGUCAGAAAGUCCGUCCAACAACUACGGUUUGGAAUUAUCUGUGGAGAACUUUUAUAAUCAUGAAGUGAGUCCAUACAAGGCUGGGUUCGUGGGAUUUAAUGGACCGCAAGAAUUUCAUCCAUUUAUUGUCUCKUUUUUCCAACGAGAUAGUGAUGAUUCCUACUCCAGACGAUUUUACCCAGAAUUCAUGAAGCAUAAACAAGGUCGAUCUUCCCGCGUCACACGGUCCGCUAACUCCAAAGCAGGCGCAAACAGGAAAAACAACUCACAUUUGUCAAAUAAAGGGAUUUGUCAGCGRAGAGUUCUCUACGUCAACUUCAGGAAACUCCAAUGGCAAGACUGGGUGAUUGCUCCUGGGGGGUACUCUGCGUUUUAUUGUCAUGGAGAGUGUUCUUUUCCGUUGAAUUCAAAUAUGAAUGCCACUAACCAUGCGAUAGUGCAGACAUUGGURCAUUUGAUGAACCCUAAGACUGUACCCAAGCCAUGCUGUGCCCCUACUAACCUCUCAUCGAUUUCUGUGCUUUAUUACAACGAUAAUAAAGAUGUUGUUUUGAAAAAAUAUCCAAAUAUGGUGGUGACGUCGUGCGGUUGUCACUAACAUCACUGAACACGUGAUCUCCAUGACGUCAUCUACUAACUUAGUCACAUGAUAUUUAAUUUCGUCACCUAACAACGAACUCUUUCAUCAUUGGCUGUAACAAGUUAUGUGAUGAAGAGCAAGCACACGUGAUGCCAACGAUGCCGAUAAAACAGCCAUKUGGUUCUGCUCAUUUAUAAGAAUAUAAAGAAAAAAAAAUACCUUCAGCAUGUGGGAUGAAGGGAGAACUAAGAACAGUUAUCUUAUACAUCCGCUUUUCGGAUGCAGCCUGACGAUAGUAUGGUAACAUGGUAGUUUAGUCUUCUAAAAUUACAUUUUUAUCAACAUUUCUCUGUUCUGAAUUUUUAUUUAUCAAAAGUUAAAUAAGGUAUAGUCACGUGAUUAGGUAUGACGACAUAGAUCACAUGAUCUUUCAAAUCAGCGACAGGUGUAGCCUGUCGGUACACGAAAAUGCUACGAAAACAACACGAGUAGCGAACGGACCAUUAUCGAUCCUAUUUUGAUUUGUCAUGUGCCAGGAUAGAGRGAAUUGUUAUACUACGAUUUUUAUUAUCAAUUGUAAAUAAUAAUUAUUGGUAAAUUCUUGAUAACUUUCUUUUAUACUGAAUAAAUAUAUUUUAUUUUUUCUCAAA